CUGAAGUCAUUGGUGAAGGAAGACAUGCAUUUCCCUUUUCCUUUACGAUUCCUGACGGAAAAAUCCCAUCAUCUUUCAAAUCCUCCAUAGGCAACAUUGUUCAUAAAUUGAAGGCAGAGCUUCAUCAAUCAAUGAAGCUGACAAAAAAGGUUAAAACCCACUUCACAUUUGUGUCCAAAGCAGACAUGGAUACUCCUGGACUUAUGGAACCUCAGAAUGGUUGCAAAGAUAAAUCUGUCAAGGGUUUUGGCUCUGGAAACAUAUCAAUGGAUGUUCACACCAAGCAGAUGGGAUACAAGCAAGGCGAGGCUCUCGGAGUCACAGUUGAAGUCAGCAACCACUCAAAUCGUUCAGCGAAGCCCAAACUCGAACUGUGUAAGAAGGUGAGUUUCUUUGCCCAGGGUCACAGGAGAGUUCACAAAGAGAAGAUCAUUAAGGACGUGAGUGGGACUGUUGCAUCCUCUGGGAAAGAGACUGUGACCAAGGUGAUCUCCAUCCCCACGGAGCUACCUCCCUCCAUCUUGAACUGCUCAAUCAUCAAGCUGGAGUACAGGCUGAGGAUCUAUCUAGAGGUCAAAUUUGCUUCAGACCCAGAGAUCAAACUCCCUAUAGUCAUCCUACCUUCCUUUGAGGUUCCUGCUAUGAAACCACCUGCUGCUGCUGGCUUUGGAUUUAAAGCAUUUGGGGACCCGGAGCAAGCACCCUGGAGCAUGGCAUCACAAUUACAAGCAGCACCCCAAGAAGUGGAUCACCCACCUCCAUAUGAAGCAUGUGCAAUGUACACUGGCAAAUAUGCAAGUGCACUUUAAAUACGCCACUGUUUUAGCAUUGCACUGUGCUUAGAUUAACCACAAUGCAACUUGAGCACCAUUAGUCAUUAGUAGCUU
Molecule: messenger RNA, 887 nt
Organism: Perca flavescens (yellow perch)
Lineage: Eukaryota; Metazoa; Chordata; Actinopteri; Perciformes; Percidae
Product: arrestin domain-containing protein 3
Exons: 5
Coding region: 132-809 (225 amino acids)
Biological process (GO): protein transport
Cellular component (GO): cytoplasm; plasma membrane
Source: RefSeq, a predicted model, not a curated record